ACAAACGUCUCUAUCUUGUUGUCGUCAUGACUCUCUGGGUACCUGCACAGGCUUCACGCUGUGUCAACAUCAAAGAUCCAGCAACGAGCAGAUGAAGCAACGACUGAUUUAUAAACAUUUUGACAGUUUCUUUGAUUAUGGAUGUUCAAAUUUCACCAAAUCAAUCAAUAAAAAACCGUUACAUUUAACGGCCCGUGCGCACGCGAGCUGCUAAAGUUAGCCCCGGGUGCUAAUGUCAACAUAGAUUAGCUGACAGCAGGUUUGAAGUGUGACUGCGUGACGAGCUGCGGAGGAUUCAACUUAAAAGUGACAUUUCUGUCCGUGUUUAACAACAUCAGCGUCCGCCAGAGCGAGCCGGCGCCGGGCCUGUCAGCAUGCGGAUCUUACGGUUCCUGCGGAGCAGCGUGUCCAUCGGGAAGGACAUCGACUACUACUCCAAGUUUUCACCCUCUCCUCUGUCAAUGAAGCAGUUUCUGGAUUUUGGCUCGGGAGAUGCAUGUGAGAAAACAUCGUUCGCCUUCCUCAGACAGGAGUUACCCGUGAGGUUGGCAAACAUCAUGAAAGAGAUCAACUUGUUGCCCGACAACUUACUGAGAACUCCCUCAGUCCGGUUGGUGCAGGGCUGGUACAUGCAAAGUCUUGAGGAAAUUCUCGAGUUCAAAGACAAAAACGCGGACAGUGAAAAAGUGACAUACGAUUUCACAGACGCGGUGAUAAAAAUCAGAAAUCGACACAAUGAUGUCAUUCCCACCAUGGCUCAGGGAGUCGUCGAGUACAAGGAGGCCUACGGCACGGACCCGGUCGUCAGCCAGAACGUUCAGUAUUUCCUAGAUCGUUUCUACAUGAGCAGGAUAUCCAUCAGGAUGUUGCUCAACCAGCACACUCUCCUCUUCGGUGGGAAGGUGAAGGUGAACCCGGCACAUCCCAAACAGAUCGGCAGUAUUGAUCCCCACUGUCGUGUCAGCGAGGUUAUCAGAGAUGCGUACGAAAACGCACGAAACCUUUGUGAUCGGUACUACAUGAACUCUCCUGAGCUGGUGCUGGAGGAAUUCAAUGUCAAAGAGCAGGGAAAACCCGUCACUGUGGUCUACGUUCCAUCUCAUUUGUACCACAUGGUGUUUGAACUUUUUAAGAACGCCAUGCGAGCCACCAUGGAGCUGUACGGCGAUGCCAUGGAGUAUCCCUCCAUCCACGCACAGGUCGCUCUGGGAACUGAAGAUCUGACAGUGAAGGUGAGCGAUCGUGGAGGUGGCGUGCCGCUGCGCAAGAUUGACCGGUUGUUCACCUACACGUACUCCACAGCUCCCCGACCCAGCAUCGACGGGUCCAGAGCUGCUCCUCUGGCUGGUUACGGGUACGGCCUGCCCAUCUCUCGACUGUACGCCCGGUACUUUCAAGGUGACCUGAAGCUGUACUCUCUGGAGGGUUACGGAACUGACGCUGUGAUCUACAUUCGGGCACUCUCCACCGAGUCCAUCGAGAGGCUCCCCGUCUACAACAAGUCCGUGUGGAAACAUUACAAGACGAUCCACGAGGCGGACGACUGGUGUGUCCCCAGCAAAGAGCCCAAGGACAUGACAACAUUUCGCAGUGUCUAGAUGUGAACGACGGCAGUCCGGUAGCAAAGUGUGCGAGAUGAGAAGGUGUGUGUGUGUGUGUGUAGAUUUCCUUGUACAGAAAGAAAAGAAUAAAAGAUCAAAGUUUUAGUGCCAUAUUACACGUAGAACAACAGAUUUAAAAGACGUACUUUUACUGGUGGACCGAGAGGAAUCAGGACCAGGUUUCUAGAAAGCCACAUUGUUCCUAAAGUAAAGAUCUUCAAAGCUGUUACUGAAAGCUUUUUUUUAAAAACAUAACCACAUGAUUCAUUAAGGAGCCCUUUAAAUAUGGUUAUUAAAGAACUGUGACGAUGUAGCUAUCUUUAAAUGAUGUGUAAACAUGAUGACAGAGUAUCUGUGAUACGCUGAAAUCAGUUUUUUAGAGGCUUUGAGAACAAAAAUCUCAGGACAGAAAAUCUUAAAACCUCGCCGACUGAAGCUCUCUGCGUGGUUCGAUGCCAAGAGGAAAACUGGAAAAAUGUUUUUAGUAGUUUGGCUGAACGAUGUUUUGUAAGUGUCUUUACAAACGUUGGUUUACGUUCUUCUCUUUAUUUGCGUUGCUGCUUUUAUUUUUGCUGAAAGUGUAAGUUUGUUACAGUGUGCUGUGCUGUGUGAGGUUUGUGAGAAAAGUUGUUAGAGAAGUGGUUGCUGCUUGUUUUUUUUAAAUCUGUCGGGGGCUUCGUUGUUUUCAUCGAGGGCAUUUCUUCUCCGUGCGAUCAAAAAAAAAAAAAAAAGUAUUGAUGGAUUUUCAGUUUUCAUCCUAAAGUGUGUUAAUUUGCAAAUGAGGUACUGCAAAUCUGAAACAAGAUGAACCAUGUUUGUGUCACAGUAUAAGAGAGCUAAGUACAGUAUUGGGGCUGCUGUUAAAUAAGCUAUAAUUCAUAUUUUCCAUGUUACACUAAAACAGUCAUGCUGCAUGUUCAGUAAAAAAGAAUAUUUCAAUCA
Messenger RNA from Larimichthys crocea (large yellow croaker), 2543 nucleotides. It is a transcript of the gene pdk1, whose product is annotated as pyruvate dehydrogenase kinase, isozyme 1. Gene Ontology annotation, cellular component: mitochondrion. NCBI's taxonomy places the organism in Eukaryota, Metazoa, Chordata, Actinopteri, Sciaenidae. Gene Ontology annotation, biological process: regulation of glucose metabolic process; protein phosphorylation. Gene Ontology annotation, molecular function: pyruvate dehydrogenase (acetyl-transferring) kinase activity. The record is from RefSeq and is a predicted model, not a curated record. The transcript is spliced from 11 exons. Bases 375 to 1598 code for a protein of 407 amino acids.